Molecule: messenger RNA, 3107 nt
Organism: Pristis pectinata (smalltooth sawfish)
Lineage: Eukaryota; Metazoa; Chordata; Chondrichthyes; Rhinopristiformes; Pristidae
Product: alpha-1-antitrypsin-like
Exons: 5
Coding region: 143-1408 (421 amino acids)
Biological process (GO): negative regulation of endopeptidase activity
Molecular function (GO): serine-type endopeptidase inhibitor activity
Source: RefSeq, a predicted model, not a curated record
CCCUAAAGUCCAACUAUUUCACAAUUAUUCAUUUUUUAAAAUUAUAAACAAGAGGGCAGUAAAUCACAAAUUCCAGAUUGCUAGUGGGAAGAAUAGCUAAUAAGGUGGAUCCCAAAGCCAUUGGAGUCAACUGGUGAAAAUUAUGAUGCUACCAGUGAUUUUGCUGUUAAUCGUUACCUUAUUAACUGGGACAGAAGCUUCUACAGUAAAGAAGAAACAUCAUGACCAUCAUGAAGAAAAUAUUCAGGUUCAUGGCGAAGAAUCUGCUCUGGCAGCAGCUUCUUCGGCAAAUGUUGAUUUUGCUUUCAAUCUCUAUAAAAUAAUUGCUAACCGGAGCACUUCCAAUAUCCUCCUCUCACCUUUGAGCAUUUCCACGGCUUUAGCCAUGCUGUCUCUGGGAACCAGGUCUGCAACUUGUGAGCAGCUUUUCAAGGGACUUCACUUUGAGAAUAUGACACAGGAACGAAUAAUGCAAAUGAAUAGAGGAUACCAGCAACUCCUACAGGUCCUGACUGCAGAAAACAGUGAGAUGCAGUUGCUUAUAGGAAACUCUCUCCAUAUUCAAAAGGGGUUUGAUGUACUACAAAGGUUUCUAAAUGAAACCAAGAAGUUUUACGAUGCAGAAGUUUUUACUUUAGAUUUUCAACAGGAUCCUCAGAAUGCUAAACAACAACUGAACAAUUACCUGAAAACGGUAACAAAGGGAAAAAUUAAAGAGAUGUUUACCACGAUUGACCCUUCAACUAAACUACUGCUUAUUAACUAUAUCUUUUUUAAAGGGAAAUGGAAGAAACCAUUUGAUCCAGCGCUUACUCGAGAAGCAUUUUUUAAUGUAAAUAAAACCACAAAGGUAAAGGUUCAAUUGAUGUCCCAAAGCAGUCAAUUAAAUAAGAUAUCUGACCAUGAUAUUUUCAGCACCGUAAUCAAACUUCCUUAUUUUGGAAAUGCAUCCAUGAUUGCCAUCCUGCCUGCGGAAGGAGGACUAGAAUAUGCAGAACAAAAUCUUUCCAGAGAAAAAUUUGAAGAGUGGCUUCAACAACUGGCUUACAACAACAGGAAUCUACAAAGGAUCUUCUUUCCAAAACUGUCAUUGUCAAAGACGUAUGAGUUGAAAAAUAUCCUCACAGAAAUGGGUAUAAGAGAUUUAUUUACAUCCAAUGCCAAUCUGCUUGGAAUAAGUGAAAAUGAAAAUCUGAAAGUUUCAAAGGUUACUCAUGAGGCAGCGCUGGAGAUCGAUGAAAAGGCCACUGAAGCAGCUGCAGUCACUAAAGUACAAAUUGUUCCAUUGUCGCAUCAGUCGACAGUCAGAUUUGAUAGACCGUUCCUCUUUCUUAUCUAUGAGGAGAAUACAAACAACAUCCUCUUUCUUGGAAGAAUAAAAGAUCCAUCGAAGAAACAUUCUCCAUGAAUCUAACCUGCAUGUGGAAUAAUUCAGGCUAUUCUUCAAUUUUAGAGCUUGAGGUGAUAAGUCCAAUAUUGUAGUACAUCACCUUGAUAAUUAUUUCAUUAUUAAUUUCAUAAAUUGGUGGGAAUACACAGGAGAUCUACCAACAGCUGUAAAAACACAUUGACGUGUCACAACAGCAGAAUUAACUACAUUAAAAGAAAAUGAUUCUGCCAAGCAUGUCCUGGCCAAACCUACAGGAACAUUAAACCAAACACAAUUGAAUAUUGAAAGUUGAGCAAACAUUUCAUAGAGUUAUUUAAGCAACUGCGUAAAAUGAAAGCAGGAAAAAGUGAGAUGAUUUUUGAAAAAAAAUCUGAGAGAUUGCAAGAUCCAAAACGCAUUCAAAAAGCCAAGUUACAUACAAAAAUAUCAAAAAAAAUCAAUUGGUCUGAUGAGCCUAUUCUGCACAACACUGACUAUCUUCUGUGUAAUGAUAUUCUCUCUACCCAAAACACUUGCUUAUACAAUACAAAAUCAGAAGGGGAUAAGACAAAAAAUUCGAGGAAAUUCCUUGAGGACAACGAGGCAACAAUAAAAUACAGGACAAUGGAGGAAAUAGGGAGAAACUUAUAAAUAAAUGCUGCAUGUGCAGGAAUUGUAAAAUUGGACCAGAAAAUGCUGAUAAUACACAAUAGGCUCAUUAGUCUUGAACAAGUUGGUUUUUCCCUGCUAUACUUAAUUAUGGGUCUGCUCUUAAGAGGUCAAGUCAAUUUUCUCUCGCAGAAUGCCACAAUCCUACAUCAGUGUAGUAAAGGAUACAAUACUAAGGAGUGCUUAUAAAAUCAACGUUCAGAUUAGAAAAUCACAAAAUAACCAGGAAAACAUACCCUGUUCAUUUGCAGAUUUCUUUAUUUUCAUAUUUUCUUUUAUUAAUCAGCUAAAAUUAAGUAAUUAUCACUUCAAAACAAAUAUGCAUAAAAAUUCAGGAAGCCCAAAGAUCUGUUGACAGUGCUUAAUAAAACAUAGAUUUAUGUGUCUCUAUAUCUUUUCCCCGUAGAAUUGGUUUUCCCAUGACAUUUUAUGCUUUCAUGGUAGUGGUUUGGCCUCAGAAGGACAUAUUAUAUGGAUGUACCAUAGAUCAGACUGCAUCCAACAUUUCAUAUUACCAGCCACCAAUAAUAUUUUAUAAAUGCUCAAUAAAUCAUCUCUAUUCAUGUUGACUUCUAAUUUUUUUGAUGAAUUCUAAAUCAUUUAUAACAUCUCUCCUCUUAAACUAUCAGUACAAAAUUAUUAAAAGGGAGCCAAGGACACACUUCCACAAACUUCAACAUGCUGCAAAUCUCUUCACUGCCAGUGAAAUAAUGUAGAACAGUCUGAAACUGUUCAGACCUCUGCCACGAGUUCUGUGAAAAGAAUUGUUUAACCCACUAUCUGCCACUUACUAUAAUUUUUCUGCAAAAUUGCAGGAGCUCAGAAAGUUUCUCUGUACUGCUCAAUUCUGAAACAUCUGUGUGUCUUUAAAGCUGAUACAUUAAGUUAAUGAUGAGCCUCCUUUCCACUCAAGAAGUGACGGAGUAUAUUAUCGAUGUUACACAAUAAACAAUUCACUAUGAUGCUGGCUGGCAGGAAGAAGUAAAAUUACUUGCAGAGUCACAAUGAAAUAAGAAGAGGACAUUCAUCUGUUGGGUUGUAAUAAAUAAAAGUAAGAAAGUCUUGAAAA